UCAAAUCCAAAUUAUAAGCACCAAAUGGCUUAUUCAACACUCCUAAGUUCACAUACUAUUAACUAUUAAGCCAGCCAGCCAGGAAGCAAUCAAAUCAAAUUAAAAAAAAAAAAGGCCAUAUAAGCUCAAGAUCCUAAGUUCCCCUCUCAAAAAAGAAUUCCUUCCUUUUACUUUGCUUCUCUUCUCGUCUCCUUUCCCAAUUGGAACACUUCCUCCUCUCCUUCUCACGAAUCCUUCCCAUGCCUGGAUUCCCAAUUCCUCACCUCCCCUUCUUCCUCAUCCUCCUCUUCACCUCCAAUGCCGCCGCCGGAGCUCCUCUCUCGCUCCCUUCCGCCCACCAAUUCAAAGAAGCGCCCCAAUUCUACAACUCCCCUGAAUGCCCUGCCAUCGAAUGGGACGACGGCGGCGGCGCGACACUCUGCUCGAAUCGAGCCGUCCACGUGGCGAUGACCCUCGACACAGCCUACCUCCGCGGCUCCAUGGCCGCGAUCCUCUCCGUCCUCCAGCACUCCUCCUGCCCGCAGAACAUCGCCUUCCACUUCGUCUCCUCACAAUCCGCCGACGCGUCGUUCCUACGCGCCACCAUCUCUUCAUCCUUUCCUUACCUGAACUUCCGGGUCUACUCCUUCGACGACUCCACCGUCGCGGGGCUGAUCUCCGCCUCCAUCCGCUCCGCGCUCGACUGCCCCCUCAACUACGCCCGCAGCUACCUCGCCGACAUCCUACCGCCCUGCGUCAGCCGGAUUGUCUACCUCGACUCCGAUCUCGUCCUCGUCGACGACAUUGCCAGGCUGGCGCGCACCGACCUCGGGGGGAGCGCCGUGGUGGCGGCGCCGGAGUACUGCAGCGCCAAUUUCACUGCCUAUUUCACCCCUAGCUUUUGGUCAAACCCUUCUCUGUCCCUGACGUUUGCAGACAGGAGGGCGUGUUAUUUUAAUACAGGGGUUAUGGUGAUAGAUCUGGGUCGGUGGAGGGAAGGGGAUUAUACGCGCAAAAUCGAGGAGUGGAUGGAGCUGCAGAAGCGGGUUAGGAUCUACGAAUUGGGUUCUCUGCCGCCGUUUCUGUUGGUGUUCGCCGGAGAGAUUGUUCCGGUGAACCACCGGUGGAACCAGCACGGCCUGGGAGGGGACAAUUUCAGGGGAUUGUGCAGGGACUUGCAUCCCGGGCCGGUGAGCUUGCUGCAUUGGAGCGGGAAAGGGAAGCCGUGGGUUCGGCUCGACGCCAAUCGGCCGUGCCCGCUCGACGCGCUCUGGGCUCCGUACGAUCUGUUGCAGACGCCGUUCGCUCUGGAUUCGUGACGGAGAGAUUGGGUGGAAAAGAUACCCAUCAAUGGCGGCUACAGAUUGAACUGAAUCCAAAGCGGGAUUGACGGAGAUGUAGGCCGGCGGGCUGGCGGCCAGAGAUCUCGGGAUGAAAUUCCGGCGAUUUGGAAUUCAGAAUCGUGUAGAGGAAGAAGGAAAGAUGUAGAUGGAAGGAAGAACGAAGGUUAUACAGAGUUAAUAUUUAUUUAUUUUUACUGUUUGUCUAUACACAUGUCAACUCCUCUCUGUGAAUUUUGAUUUUGUGAAGUGGGGGAAAAAUAAACUUUUUACUCUUUUUACUUCUUUUUUGACUGUUUUACCCAUGUUAAGGAUGACAGACUGUAUAGCUAAAAGAGCAUAUUGUGGGUGUGUUUUACUGGAUGAAUUAGUUACUGGGUUUUAAGAUGGUGAUGGAUUAAGUUAAUUAGGUUGUUGCGAUCUGAUUAUUGGCUGAUUACUUGGUUAAGUAUAAUUAUGGGGGGUUGUGAUUGCUUAAGUAGAAAUUGAAUAAUGAUGAUGGGUAUCCUAGGCAAGCUAGGGUGGACUACUCUUUAGAACCAGGUAGGUUGGUUGGUUCAUUAUGUUCCAAUUUAGGUGAUGAAUGAGAGGUUUGUUUGAGACGGCCAGGGAAGAUGGGACAGGAAGGAAGAAGGUUUUGAUUUUAUUGGUGAUUUGGACCCUCUUAACUAUGAUUAAUUAGUGUUAAAUGAUUUCUUUUUCUUCUUGGUAUGAACACAAUUUGAAAUUAAACAUCGUAUUUAAGAAAACGAUACAUGAGUAUCGAAGUUAUGAGGAAAACAAGAUGUGCUCUAUAACUAUAUGAAGGAAAAAGAUGCCUUAGUGAAUACAAGUGUUAGAAUGAGCUUUGUUUCUCAUUAUUAAUCAUCAGUGGUUUAAUUGUUUUGCUUUUUAAUCAUAGUCAUGAAAAUAUAGCUGAUUUUGUGGCAAACCAUGUAUCCCUUCGUGCGAACACUUGUGGCAAGGCAAGAUAUUAGUCGUUGUUACAAUGAAGGGGAAAAAAAUGGUUUAUUCAACCCAAAAGUUGGUAAUAUAAGAUAAAAUUCACCACUAGCGGUUCGAACUUUAGAUCCGCUAAUAAUCUAAAAACAACCAGGAGCUACCAAUAUCCCAUUUUGUUAACGAGGAUGGAUGCUGAAAGACCUCUUCUUGUCUUUUUUGUUUCAAAUACUAAUGACAAGGUGAGGUAAGUUACGAACGCAAAUCCAACUAACAAAAAAAAAUCGUUACAAACAUAGUUACAUGAGAUUCUUUCUUUGACGCACUUACGCUAAAGUAUCACUUGUGACUCAUGAUUCACCAAAUGAAACAUAGUCUAGUGAUAUAGUGACAACAUUGACAUUCAAUACAACGUUGUUGUUGUAGCACGAUAGUUAACUAUUUUCACCGAGGGAAAAAAACAUAUCAAAGCAAUCUACAUCAGUUUUACUGGAAGCAAUUGUCUUGCUGAUUAAAUAACACAUACACAUUGAUGUAUGACAUGGAGGAUUAAUGCACACACCACAUGCAUUAUUACAACAUUUGCUAAAGAAUCAUGUUUGCCCUUGAAAAGAUGGUAUUCGAAGAAAGCUCAGCAAGAUUAUCACAAUUGACAAUGUGGAUCGUGAACGUGAACACGAGAGUCAAAGCCACCAAGGAGAAUGAGAAUGGCUGAUCAUACAAGCAAAUUUGGUUUGCAAAAAAACGUCUUCCUUUCUUCAUCAAUCAGUUUUCUUCCGAUAGAUUCCAAUAACCGGGCUACUUCUCUGAUAAACAACACGUAAAUUAGAAGGGGGAAAAAAUCAGACAGCGACAUCAGAUUUUUGUCUCCACGAUUUAGAUAGAUGGCAAAAUCCAAGACGAAAUGGCCAAAUUUAAGCUAUUCUAUUGUAUUGUAUUGUAUUGGGUUCAUUAGUAGCAUAUUAUAUAUAUAUAUAAUCUGUAUUUGUAUUUGCUGGUUCAUUCUAUUGGACAAAUUAUAGUCGUAGAUGCAAUGAGAAUAAAUUUCUUUUUGCGUUGAGGGAUAUGUAAGGAAGUGAUUAAGUACUAUACAAAUACCUCUUCCAACAAUUCGAGUUAUUGGGACCAGUUUGUUUAUGACAUGAUAUCAGAGUUAGUUUGUCCUUGAGAUCACAUGUUCAAAUCCUCACAAGCCCCAAUAUUUAUCGUUGUCUUCAAACACAUAGUAUGGCAGACUUGUACAAACUUCAAAGUCAAACCCAUGAAUUAGCUUUUUUAGAAGAUAUGAAAACAGUGAUUAAGUACCAUAAAUCCAUAAAUGAAUCUCCCUGAACCGCUCGAGUUUUUAACAUACUAAUUGGUUUACGCAGAAAAUUAACCCCCUACCAGAACUUUUCCAAUAAGUCAAAAGCCAUUCUGGGUAGCCUUUUCCAUGGCUUCUAUUCUAUGUGGCCAUGGGUCACUUUUCCCCAAUGGAGUUCCCCAUUAUCAAAAAGUUUAUUCGGAGCUUGAAAAACCGAUUUGUCUACCCAACAACAGGCGAGGAACGUGGCUGAAUUAACGACAGGCUGCGUGGUUUCGACCUCUAUACUAACCGGCCGGACCAGUCCUACAUUUUCAGUACUACCGACGGAAAAAAAAAAAAAUCGUAGGUGUGGACCCUAUUGUUUUUCCCUGCUCCUUAAAAACAACCAAAUUGUCCCAAAUCAAGUAGUGAACCAGACUAACGAAAGGCUCUAUUAUGCUCCCCAAUUGCACAAUGACAAUCACAAUAAUUAUCUUCACCUAGUAGGCAUCUAUGAAAUUACUGUCAAUGAAUAGCAGGAGUAUCAAAUGAACGGAUUGCGUUAACUGAAUCACGACUUUUAGAUAGGCCAGAUAAUCCAAAUCGCUGAAUCGAGUCGGAAAAAAAAAAAAGGUACAAGUACGAAUUAUGAUGUUAGAGUGUGAAGUCGGUGUGGUUCAACCGCACUACACUGCACCACAAACACGAUGCGACCUGCGGUGUCAUUCCUGCACACCACUUACUUUCGUGGUGUGGUGCAUUUCAAACACAUCGACUGACCUCUCCUAAAUAGGUGAGUGAGUUACAUGUCAAAAGUGACGUGUAUCUGAUUUUCUAGUCAAUUCAUAUUACGGGGCGAUUGGGUUCGAGCACGCUAAUCCAGCCUAGCCAGAACGCGAUAGUUUUCGAUAUCGAAAGUAUCAAGUUGGGUGGAUUAAGGUUCGGUUCAGACAAGUAAGACAACAUCUUAACAGAUCUAAUGGAAAUUGAAAGAAAAAAGUUAGCCAGGAGUUGAGAGAGGAAUUCACAAUUGCUUUACGUUGCUUGAUUCCAAGAUGUAAUUGCAAAUUUGCAAUACGUGCAUUUGCUAUCCUCUAGCAAUUUACCAACACAUUUACUUUAUAUUAUCAUCCUCAAUCCAGCACCUAGCAACCAGCACUAUAUUAUCAUCUUGUAUAACCCCCACUAACUUCUUUGUCCACUAGAUGACGCUAAUGUGAUGGCAAAAUGAUGUUAUGGAGGGGGAAGUUCAAACCAUUAUACUUUCAACCAUGUUCAUUGUUCGACAGUUAAAACUUCCUAGGAUAUGUGCUCCCGUCUCUAACAAAGUUGAAAUCGUACCUUAUGCAAUGGACGGAUUGUUAGGUUUGCAGGAACAUGACUUGAAAGGGCAGUUACAGGGAGAAACUCGGUCAUCCUUUUUAACCUUUCUCCAUGUGGGGGGGUGAAGGAAGGCUGCCUGCAAUUGCAAGGAAAACCUGAAGAUAGUUUUCAUUAGAUGAGGGAUGCCUUUCUGCCACCAACUACAGUUAGAAAAAGAGUAAAUUAUGAAGGGGGUUCUCCCCCAGAUUGAGCUUUCAACUUCAGAUGCGCCGUAGCUAUCCGCAAGCAGUUUUCAGAGUUGAUUGUCAUUCUUUUCAAAAUUAAGCAAACAUGUUCAGUUGCCUGUGGCCCUUUCCGGCCAUGAUCACGAAUUUUGCUAAGAUGCUGAUGGGCGUAGUGCUGAUGCUGUUUGAUCGUACGUCCUUCGAUCCACAACCAUUUGAUGCGCGGCUGAGGAUCCCAGGGUGCGCGACUCCAAUGGAGUCAGCAAGUGCCGAGACCUAAGCCCAUCAGCAUGCUAACUGAGAUGCAUUAUCAUUCUUGCAAUAUGAUAUGUUUUAUUUAUUAGUAAGAAUUACACAAGCCUUGUUUGGUCACUCUGACGUUUCCUUCAAUCUAGCUGUCAAUACUUGGAAUGUAUGCAAAGUAUAAUGGUUUGAAAGUGAAGAAGCUUGGGUUGAAAACUUGCCUCUUUCAGCUCUCUGUACUUUUUUAGGAGAGUGGUCUACUUGCCACCGCAGCUUCCCAUGGCCAACCAGCCUUUGACACCCUGGAAAAGUAAACACCCCAUUAGCCGCCGGCAUCAUUAUAGGUUUCAAAAUAGUUCUUGCUAGAUACUUUCUUCUUCUAGAUACAUAAAGCGAGCCAUACUAAAGUUAGCAAUUUCACAAUCAAAAUACACUAGAGCUCAGUGAAAGUAACCAUGUGUCAUAAUCCCACUCAGAUAGUAUUCUGCUUUUUUUCUAAUCACUAGUCCACAUCUGUAGAAGCUUUGGAUGAUCUAAUGGCCCUGAUGGGAAGAGACAAAACUACUGUUAUCACUCUGUUUCUCAUGUACAUGUAGAUCGUGAAAUCUAACUAUAUUCACGGCAAACUGUUUUCAUAAAUGCUUGAUUAAUGC
Messenger RNA from Linum trigynum, 5986 nucleotides. The record is from the annotation of a GenBank genome assembly. Lineage: Eukaryota; Viridiplantae; Streptophyta; Magnoliopsida; Malpighiales; Linaceae.